AUGACUCAGAAAGUAUUAGUUAUAGGUAGCGGAUUUGUUUCCUCUCCAAUUGUUGAAGAAUUAGCAGGUGAGGAAAACAUCAGUGUGACAGUUGCUUCAAGAUCAAUUGGAAACGCUCGUGAACUGGCCGAUAAAUUUAACUGUAAUGCCAUUGCAUUGGAUGCAACUAACGCUGACGCUUUAGACGCGGCGCUUGCGGACCAUGAUAUUGUUAUUUCGCUGAUUCCGUAUGUGUACCAUGAAGGUGUAGUAAGGUCUGCUAUCAGACAGAAGAAGAACGUGGUGACUACCUCUUAUAUCUCUGAUGCAUUGAAAGCGUUGGAGCCUGAAAUUAUUGAGGCUGGAAUUACGGUGAUGAAUGAGAUCGGUUUAGAUCCUGGGAUCGACCAUCUAUACGCAGUGAAGACUAUCGAUGAGGUACAUCGGGCUGGUGGUAAGAUCAAAUCUUUUAUUUCUUACUGUGGUGGAUUGCCUGCUCCUGAUGCGAAGAACAAUCCAUUUGGAUACAAGCUUUCUUGGUCCUGCAGGGGCUUCUUGCUAUCCUUGCUAAACUCUGCCAGAUAUUUGAAAAACGGUAAGAUCGAGACAAUUGCAGCAGAGGAUUUAAUGGCCUCUAGUGAGCCAUUUAAGGUUACCGAAGAGCUGCAAUUCGAAUGUUACCCUAAUAGAGACUCCACCAAGUUUAAAGAACUGUACCAAAUCCCCGAAGCUGAGACCUUCAUAAGAGGUACUUUAAAGUUUCCGGAAUUCAUGCCCCUUGCCAAAGGCCUAUUGGACUUAGGUAUGUUUGAUCAAAAGCAGAAUCCAAUUUUUGCAAGCGAGGCUCAAUGGAAAGACGCCUUCGCUCAAUAUGUUGGUGCUGCUUCGUCUUCCAAAGAAGAUUUAGAGGCUGCUAUUGACGCAAAGCUCCAAUUUAAAAACCAAGAAGAGAGACAGCACUUCAUUGGUGCUUGUGAAUGGAUAGGAUUCUUCUCAGAUAUCCCAAUUAGUCCAAGAGGAACUGCGUUAGACGUUUUAUCCGCUAGACUCGAAACCCUAAUGCAGUACAAGGAGGGAGAGCGUGACAUGAUUUGCUUGCAACACGUGUUUGGAAUUGAGUGGGCUGAUGGUUCUACUGAAACUAGAAAAUCUACGAUGGUUACCUAUGGUGAACCUAACGGAUACAAGACAAUGGCUACAGCUGUUAGUUAUCCUUGUUUCAUAGCUACCAAGUUAGUUCUUGAUGGUACUAUUAAAGGUCCUGGAUUACUGGCACCAUACUCUCCUGAAAUUAACGAUCCUAUUAUGAAGGAGUUGAAGGAAAGAUAUGGUAUUUUCUUAGAGGAAACUACUGUUGAUGCUUAG
Molecule: messenger RNA, 1344 nt
Organism: Eremothecium sinecaudum
Lineage: Eukaryota; Fungi; Ascomycota; Saccharomycetes; Saccharomycetales; Saccharomycetaceae
Gene: LYS9
Product: saccharopine dehydrogenase (NADP+, L-glutamate-forming)
Exons: 1
Coding region: 1-1344 (447 amino acids)
Cellular component (GO): cytoplasm
Molecular function (GO): saccharopine dehydrogenase activity
Source: RefSeq, a predicted model, not a curated record